GUAACAACUGGAAAGAGAUUCCAGGUUGACGUGGGUGUCAACGCCCGGCAGGUCCUCGGCUGCUCCGCGCAACCAACACCAGCGGCCGCCGAAGAUCAUCACCAGCCCACAUUCGCACCAUGGCAUGGUUCAGCAAACUCAUCCACGAUGACCGGGUGUUGCUUGGCUACCUGGCCAUCAACACGGUGGCAUGUCUCUGGGGGAUCCACGUGCUGCUGAGGAAGUGGCGCGACGAGGCCGAGAUCAAACCAGCGCAGCCCAAGACGCAGUACAUUACUCAGGAGACCGAGGACGCGCUGAAGCUGGGAACGCUCGACACGCUGCUCGGUCACUACAACUAUUCGAUCCGAGAGACGGCGGCCAAGAUUGUCUGCGACCGGGCUGUUAACGACAGGGAAACUGUCGACAUGCUGCUGUGGGGCAUCACGCGGCCCGACUACGAGGAGCGCCUGAAAAACCUCAGGGCCCUUGCUAUCAUCACCGAUCCUCGUGAGUCGCCAGCAAAUCGCGCACUCCGUUUAGGUCCUGGGUGUGCUGGAGCUGACCUGCGGCUGACUGCACGCAAAGAUAGCCUCGAGCGACUCCAUAGGUGGAAGGCCUAUGCUGCCCUCGUCAGGUGCUUGGAGCUGUCCCUCGACCCGGAACAGGAAGUGCUCGACAAUGAAGACUGGGACGAGUAUCCGCUGCGCGACAUGACGGAGAAGCUAUGCCUGAUGUUCAUCAGCCAGCUGCUCAAUUGCUACGACGCCGAGAAACUGGUCAAGGCCAAGUUCGUCGAGAAGUGGCUGGCCAAACAGAAUUGGGGGAAAACUAGGGAGGAACGGUUGCGGAACUUCUUGCAGUACUUGCGCUGCAGAGCCAACCGCAUCACUGACAUCAUCGUUUGCAUCCGGGGAACGCGCUCUGGCCGAGAGGCACUAGAAGCGGCUGGCCUCCUCCCGCCGUCGACGCCCACGGACAGUGAUCCCGAGGACAACAUCCCCUUGAUUGAACGAUUCAAUGUCUUGCUCCCUGCCAACAUCGACGUGAACAACCUACGAGAGGACGAUCCGGCGAGGGUUCUGAUCCGCUCUCUCCAGGCGGUGCAGUCAGUCGAGGAACAGCGUAUGAGGCAUCGGCACCGUGAGGCCAUGGUACUGAAUGACGGAAGCCAUCCUGUGAAUAGCGACGACAUUAUUCAGAGGGCGGAAUCCCCCUUGUGACAGGGCGAUCCACGGCAAACCUCGAAAGCAUCCCUCGAGCAUAUCGUGGCUCUCAGCAGCCCGAUCCACUUGCGCGCGAUCCACUUGCGCACGUCGACAGGAACAAACUGAGAGAAUGGCGAGCUGAACGAAGCAGCUCACCCGCCUCUGCUUUCUGCCAGCGCCAAGCCCGAGCCUAUCAAGCAUCUAAUCUUGCUU
Molecule: messenger RNA, 1400 nt
Organism: Thermothielavioides terrestris NRRL 8126
Lineage: Eukaryota; Fungi; Ascomycota; Sordariomycetes; Sordariales; Chaetomiaceae
Exons: 1
Coding region: 120-1202 (360 amino acids)
Source: RefSeq, a predicted model, not a curated record